AUAGUUUACCGUGUCUUCUCUGUCUGUGGUAUUUUUCACGGCCUAAUGAAUGAAUCGAAAGGCGUUUCUGUGAGCAUGCAGGGAGACCCCUGUGAACAGCUGUUGGUGACACGGCUGUGGGACACUCAAAACCUAGUGAGCUUACUACUUAAACAGUUUUCUGGAAAACAAAGCCGACGUUUCGUUCACCGAACAUCGGAAAUCAUUUCCUCAGGGCCUGUGUUUUCAAAUGCAUUAGCUUUCCACAGCUGGCAUGCCGGUGUUUGUGGAAGACCCUGCUCUCCUCUCCAAAGAGAGGCUAAAGUCGGAGCUCAUAGCGCAUAAUGUGGAUCUACCCCCACCGGAGAGCAAGAAACACGCUUAUGUGGAGCUUUAUCUCAAACAUGUGAGGACGAACAGCACAGAUUUCUCUAGCGAUGAAGAGGAGGAUCAUCUCACUGGCAGCGCCGAGAAGGAAGAGGCAGGAGAAAUGGUAGACCUAGGCUUACUGACUGAUGAUCAGCUAAAAGCCAAACUGCUCCAGUAUGGAGUCAAAGCUGGACCCAUUGUAGCUUCCACUAGAGCUUUAUAUGAAAAGAAGCUGAAAAGGCUGCUAGAUUCUUCAGCACAGGCAUCACAGCACAGGGUCAAUGACACAAGGGAUGCAGGCCUCUACUCGGACAGUGAGGAAGAGGAUGGGAGGGAGAAAGACGAGGACAAGGACUCCGAGUCAGAGCAGCUUUGGUCUGAAACGAUGGCCCGGACAGAGACCAGCAAAACAGCAAGCAGAACAGGGACUUUCAGUCAGAGCAGAGAUUUUUACCCACGCUGCUUUGUGCCCUCAGCUGGAUUCAUAAAUGGAAAGAUUCAGCACAAGUCUUCAGACACCACCCAGAAUGGGUCUUUGAGUCAAAGCGGGUCCCCAUACAGAUCCUUCAGCAUCACUCAGAUGGUGGAAGAGGGGAGUAUUGAGAACCGAUUCAGUCCUCAAUCAAAACAAACAGAGAUUGAGAGGCGAUCUGGUCAGAGAAACGAGCAGACGGUGGACAGCAGGGCCCUGCGGUACUUCAUGAGACUGGAUAAAGACACCAUGACUGGCAGAUCUCUUUGUUUAACAUCUCCAUCAUCCCAUCAGAAACAAACUGUCACAGAACCUGUGACGGAUGUUCUUUCAGAGCUGUUUCCUGACACUGCCAAAACCCCCACUGGAAUCUAUGCUACAAAGAGACGGCCUAUAAAGGGAGCUGCAGGCCGCCCUGUGCAAUUUAAAUACCCUGAAAUGCCGCUACUGAGUCCCACUACACUGGAGAGGCAGGAGAUUCAGCAGCGUCUGGUUCCUCUGUGGGUUCAGAUCGUGGUCUUCCUCCUGGUGGUCUGCCUGCUGUACCUCAUCUAUGCAUCCAUGGAGGAGCCGCUCUCCAAUCCUUUCACUGCUCUGCUUGAAGGUCUGCAAGACGCUGCUCUCAUAUACACCCCAGAGGACUAAUCCACCACUGACGCUACAGCAUAGGUGUGCAACACGGAUGCCAAAGAAGGUUCAUUCAAAUUUACCUCAGGCUCUAGUCAGCCAAGUGUCCUUCAGAUGAUUAUCUUUUUAAACUGGUAUCAGAGUUGAAACCAUGUGAUUUGUACUGAAUGAAACUCAAAGAGAGCUACAUCAGAACACCUGCAUUCACUUGCUUUCAAAGACCAUAUAGGAUGUAGUUGGCUAAUCCUGUGCAAUGGUGUGCUUUCUCUGAUUGAUCUUUUACCAUAGAUGUGUAUUUUAUACAGUUUGAGAUUUGAACUCCCACAGAAACAAUCACAUUCUUCUCUUACAGUCUUAAACAGCUGGACUAAUGAGUCAUAUGAUAUCUUGCGGUUUUUAAUGUGUACCUUUUGUUUGUUUUAUUUAAAGUAAAUAAAUUUGUUCUCCUAAGAUUGUUCUCUGUGUCUUA
Messenger RNA from Onychostoma macrolepis, 1916 nucleotides. It is a transcript of the gene lemd1, whose product is annotated as LEM domain containing 1. The transcript has 10 exons. The record is from RefSeq and is a predicted model, not a curated record. Lineage: Eukaryota; Metazoa; Chordata; Actinopteri; Cypriniformes; Cyprinidae. Gene Ontology annotation, molecular function: DNA binding. Bases 254 to 1465 code for a protein of 403 amino acids.